Messenger RNA from Punica granatum (pomegranate), 2002 nucleotides. Lineage: Eukaryota; Viridiplantae; Streptophyta; Magnoliopsida; Myrtales; Lythraceae. The record is from RefSeq and is a predicted model, not a curated record.
GAGAGAUUGUGUGAAAAGCCCAAUAGCUUCGAACGGAACACCUGUGAACUUUGCCUUUUGCUUUUUAAUGACACUCUCUCUCCUCUCCUCUCUCAAAAACAGAGCCUUGAUGAGUUGAUUCUCACUUCUUUCACUCCCCCUUUCCUUUCCUUUCCUUUCCUUACUUUUCCCUCUCUCUCCCCCUCUGGUCCUCUGAGGGAAAACAGAGUUAGAGUAUAUAUGCUCUCUCACUGUGCAAACAUGGAGCUCAGGAAAUGGCCGUUCUGCUGAACAACAACGGAGCAGCAAUGGCGCAGCAGCAGCAGCUCAAACCCAACUCCACCGCUAAUGCCGCCCUCAGCCCCCACCAGCAAGCGAAGCCCGCAAUGUUCCACGACUUCCUCGGAAUCAAAAUGGCCAGCGCCGGCGCCGGCGGGGUAGGAGCACCCGACCUUCCUCUCCCUCCACCUGCUGCCCUCGCGAAGUCCGACGACGUCCGCCUCUUGGAGGCCUCGCCAGCCGCCUCCGCUUCCGCUGGAGCCUCCAUCGGGGGUCGCGGCGGACCCAUCUCAACCACCUCUGAUCUGGGCUCCGAAAGGCAGGUCAGUAAUCAUUUCGAGGGCGUCCCUUUCUACGGUCCAAGGAGCGACAUUUCCGGUACUGAUAUCUGCAAUAGAAUGAUAAGGAGCAAGCGUAGUAGUUCGGACUCCGCAUUUAUGGGGUCUCCCAUGGAUGGGAUGGCUCAGAUAGAACCAGAAUCGCAUGAGAACUUGCAUUUGAUGAAGAUUCUUCGGAAUGGGGCAGGAGGAGAAAGACAGAGACGGUGUAGUGAAGAUGAGACAUUCAUCAGCGCACAUCCAAUGCGGCAAGCCUCUGCGUCCUUUGUGCUGCACCCUGGUGCAAGUAGUAGGAACGAUCCUGGUGGCUCAAAGUGGGACCGGUCUAUUCCCUUGAGCUUGGGCCCUGCUCUUCAGUUUCCUCCCCGAGGGGUCCAAUUUGCCUCGCCCUUAGCUCAUCAUUUACCGCCAAACAGGUACAGGGAAGUCCACGCUAGUGCUCCGAUCAUCUCCCAAUCAGCUGCAGAUGAAGGGUCUAGGACAGGGAUGAAAGGGCCGGGUAUUUUGAGCUCAGUCAAUGCUGCAGGUGGUGGGUCUGAGAAGAACUUGCCCAUGGGACCACAAAGUGGUGGCAAGCCAAGGCCGGGCACUAUAAACACUGAUCCUGAAUCUUCUAACCCUCCAACAGGUCGGCAUGGAAUGGCAUCAGCAAGCCGGCAGAUGACCAUAUUUUAUGGUGGUCAAGCCCAUGUUUUCGAUGAUGUGCACCCAAACAAGGCAGACAUUAUAAUGGCUUUAGCUGGUUCAAAUGGAGGAUCUUGGUCCACGACCUUCUCGCCGAAAUCUAACUCAAGGCCAACAAGCGAGGGUAACAUAGUCAUGGGGGAGAACGAGACAGUUGGUAUGGCGAGUUUGGCACGGGAUCUCCACGGAAAGUUCCCGGCUAUUGCAAAUUCCAGUCACGGUCCUGAAUCUGCUGACCGAAUCUCUAAUCCGAUAGGUGGCCCACUGAGCGGAAUCGUUGCUAAAGAUCUGAGAAUCCCGUCUCAACCAAAGUACGAGAAUAGAGAUGUAUGAAGUGAAAGAAGGGUCACUAAUGGCGAUGCUUUCAGUCUUCAAAAUGAACAGAUCAGACGGCUACAGAUGAGGCUUUUGUUCUUUGUCUUGCCAUCUUCUGGUCUUCCAUGAAUUUUUAGGUUCUUUUCCCCCUUUCUUUUUUUGCUUUUGGAUUUAAUUUUGAAAUUUUAUUGGGGUGGUAGGUAAGUAAUUAAUCAUUAAGGGAUUGUGCCCAAAAAUCUUGUUGGGGGGGGGGGGGGGGGGGGGGGGAAGAGGACCCUGUUUAUAGAGCUCUUCCACUCACAUGGAGAAAGAAGGGAUACUUCGGUUCAGAUUAAGGAAAAUCGCCGUUCUUAGCUCUGAAACCUUCAUUUGAAUUCCAACAUGUUUCAGUGUUGUGCUUUUCAUUA